ACAAUUACUUUCGUCGUCAGUGUUAUUUGGGCUGCUCUAUUACUAUCUAUUCGAUUCGUUUUCGGUUUCGGUUAUCCGUCUAAUCUCCAACCUGACAAGCAAGAGCUCGACAGACAGCCUCUUGGGGAUAGCAAUACGCUUAACAUAGCCAUAUCGAAACGAUCGACCACCCGAUUUAUUAACACGACAACUUUAAACAAUUUCGAUUCUUGAAGCAGCGCGGUCUGCCUAUUUCAGAUUACUUUUUGAAACUUCGAUUCAUCAAGAUAGUGCCAUCUUAUUCUCACAACUUUAUACCUUAAAAACGAUACGACAUGAUGUCCCCGCCGAUGCAACUGACGACGUCUUCCGGCGUUCCAUUCACGCCCACGAGUGAUGCUCUUGAUCGUCACGAAUACGGAAUUACCAAAAAUAGGAAACUUGCGGCCUCGACUGGUGGAGGAAGAGCUUGGAGCGAGGAUGAGGAGGUGUAUCUGCUCCAAACUCGUCUCCAGAAGAUGCCAUAUAAGCACAUUGCGGCUCACUUGAAGAAGACUGAGCUAGCAUGCCGUCUUCAUUAUCACCAGCUCAGCCACGGAAGCAAUCGCCGUAAACGUACUACCUCUGUAUCUUCGGGUUCCUCUACCGGGCACUCGCCGAUAUUGCCGGCUACCGUUCCGUCACCUAUUCGAGAAUCUUCCCCGCGCGACGACUCCCCGCCUAUGAGUGCCGGUGCCCACGAUGCUGAUUCGCCGAAUUAUACGACCUCGGUGCAACUUCCUAGCAUCAUUACGGGCACUAAUGUCUCGCCCCGACUCCCAGCUAUCCUGCCUAAACCAGCAUCGAUUGCUCUCCCCAGCACUACUUCCGCAGGUUCAUGUAACUAUUCGAUGUCUGUCUCAAUCCCAGACACAACUCGAUCGCUGGCACCGUCUCCUUUUCCCCAACCGUCGCCAAUCGGACAGACGCCAAUUCUUCGGCUAGAUUGCUCCCUCCCGCCUCCUUCGGCUCACGUGGACAUCCCUAGACUUCAAUCCAUCUAUGCCGCACACCGUUCUACGUUCUGGGCUUCUAUCGCGUCUGAGUAUGGCUCAGGAAUUAGUCCGAUUGUCCUAGAACAGGCGUGGAAGGCGAGUGUUCUCGCAAUGGGCGGACAAACUCCAAUCACCCCUGUCACCAGUCCCAAUGAUCGCGAGAACUUGUACGAGAAGCAAGACAAGACCCGUAUUAGUGCGAUCCUUGGUAUUGACGCUAACCCACGAAGUCCGAAGGAGAGGGAAUUGGUUCGUCGAUUAGAAGAGGAACGAAGCGUCGGCGUAACCGCCAAUGCUUAGAGGAAAAACUCCAGCAGCCUUUUCGGACUUUAGACCCCAGCCGGGGUUUCCUGUUCUGACCAGUGCCUGGCAUUUGGGUAGGGCAUUAUUCUCGGGUCAAGCUAUGGCCGGUCCGAGCCAUGUAGCGGCAAUGCGCAUAUCAUCUGUACCGCCCUCACAUGUCUCUAGUUUCUCUUCUUCAUCUCGGGUUCUUGAGCAUUUACACAUCAAUUCUGUUUUCAAAAAUGCGGUGGUCGUCCUUACGAUCAUGCUAAACGAACCAUAUCCCCACCAUUUCUAUCUUCAGUUUUCGGGGCACAAGGGCAGGAUUGGGUUGGCCUGUAUCCAGAGUAUGUAUUUUGACAUGUUCUCGUGGAUAUGGUAUCAAGGUUACUUUUCUUUUUGAACAUGGAAGUUACCAACAUAGCAGGCGGUACUCCAAGUACCUCAUUUUCAAUACUUUGGCUAGCGGGGAGGCUUUUUGAUAGAAUUAAGCGAGAGUGAACAGUGUAGAAGGCGGCAUGAGGAAAAGGGGGUUUGAUGUAUGCAACGGCCGCUAGCUACGAUCUUGGUAGACAUGUACGUAUGAUGGGAUGGAUGUCUAACCUUUCUUUUCCUCUGUCUGCAUGAUUGACGAGCUCGCAACUACAAUACCCCAUGUUUCUGGGUGAGGAAUUUUGUACAUUAUCUAUUUUUAUUUCUAUUUUUUUCAGCUC
This is a messenger RNA of Annulohypoxylon truncatum, 2008 nucleotides long. RefSeq lists its product as uncharacterized. The record is from RefSeq and is a predicted model, not a curated record. NCBI's taxonomy places the organism in Eukaryota, Fungi, Ascomycota, Sordariomycetes, Xylariales, Hypoxylaceae. The coding region runs from base 315 to 1313 and encodes 332 amino acids. The transcript has 2 exons.